CCGUUACACAGACGAGGCCCACCCCACGGCCUGCUCCCUCCCAUCUCCACUCCCCCAAACCACAAUUGACAAACGCACCAAACUAGGGUUUUGUGCUCACCUUCCACGCAGAACCAUUUUAAAACCUACCUGUAAUUCCACCAAUUCUAUCCAUUUAACCAUCAAAAUCCCAUCGAUUACCAUAUACCCAAAAAUCAUGAACCCAUUUCACAACAACUACCGACUCAUGCUGCAAGAAUCGAUCGACCACUUCUUGGCCGAACACAACAAGGGGUCCACCGAUUUCUUCGUCUUCGGCUCGAUUUUCCUCCGCUUGGUCCAGUCAAUGAGUGACCCACCACUCGAGAUCACCUGGUUUUACUCAGCAACGACCUUUCACAGCUCUGUCAAGUCGAUAGCAGCUGUGAAGGACUUGUUUCAGUUGUUGGUUUCGUGUUCGAACCCGUAUAGUGGCUCGAAAAGGGUCGCUGUUCUCGCUCCGGUUGUAUCCGAGUUGUAUUACAUUGUUGUUGAUUGCUUGGGUAAGGGUUUGGGCUUGAAGGGGGAGGUUGAGGGUUUGGUAGAAGUGGUUGUUAGUUACAUUCUACUAUGCUGUUCUAAUAGUUUUGAGCAGUGGGGAAAUGGGUCGGGUAAUUUGACGGGUGGGUUUGUGGAUUUGAUCCGUGUUUGGAGUGUCGGUCGAGUUGGGGAGAGGAGCGAGUUUGGGGAUGAUUUGAGGGUGUUCUUUCCACUUGUUAGUGAGGAGGUUCGUAGCGAGGUUAGUGCGGGAUGCGGAGCUGGUUACGUAGCUGGGAUUGUUAUGGUUGAGGCUUUUUUGCUGGGGUUGUGUUUGAAGUUUGGUUCAGGGGUUUCGGGUGAGGAGUUGCAAAAGGAUAUGCAGCAUUGGGCGGUUCAGACUAUAACGGGGUUUCAGAAUGGCUGCUUUUUUGAUAUGCUUCUCAGAAUGCUUUUGGAGCCAGGUUUGCCUGUUACCACCAUAUUGAGUUCUGAGAAUGAAGUUCUUCUCCGUCAAGUGCUAUAUGAUGUUGUGAUAUUGGUAGAUCAUUCAUAUUUAAAAGCUCAAAUGUGGACUCAGCAACCUGGUGACUGCUUGAAGAGUGUCGCCCUGACAUGGUUGUUAGUUGUAGAUAAUGCUGUACAGUUUGCUAGGGAAAUUUGCGACCAGACCAGAGCCAUUUCUUACAUAGAUGCCUUCUCCAAAUCUUGCUUACCCAAUCAAUUAAUUAAGUGGUUCACUAAUCAGACUGGUCUGGAGGACAAGAUUAGUCUACCAAAUGCUUCCACUCCCAAAGCUCUUAUCAGAUGGUUACAAGUUCUUGAAGAGCACGGGGUUAGAGUAUUUGGUCAUGACAUUUUGAAACUCCGGGCUAAAACAGUUAUUUCUAAAUCGAGAGUAGGCAAUGAGAUCUCUGAUUCCAAACCUGGUUGCAAAAACCAAAAUGACAGUAUCUUGUUUUGCCUUGAAAACCAGAAAGGACAAAAUAUAGUUGACGAGGAUCAAGAGAUGGCUAAUUGUUUGGACGAUGCAUUUGCUCCCGCUGCUUGCAUGGGACAUGCAAUGUCAGCUGGGAGGAUAAGAAAACGCAAAGAAGGCAGAGCAGAUGACUGGGAAACACGGUUUAAGCUAGCCAAGUUUGAUUAUCAACAAGAUUCAGUUGUAGAGACGCGUUUGACUUGUUGCGAUGGUAAUUUGAAUGGUGGGAAUGAUGUCAAAAUCCAGUCCAUGGUUUGAGCAUUGAGUGAAAAUUUUGUAUCUAACGAGGAGAUGAAGCAAUAUAUGAGGAGGGAUCUACAAGUCAAUAGCAAUUCUGGAAUUGCGCCAUUUUACGCUGCUAUCUAGACAUUUGUGAAGGAUGUGAAGUGUCUGCAGGCUGUUUGUAGAUCCGAGGCUUGUGUAUCUUUCCUCUUUGAAUGCUGAUAUCGAAAAAAUAAGCAACUUGUUUUGUUGAUGGUAUAAAUAUGCUUAGAGACUAGAGAAAUGUGCCAAUUCUGCAUCUAGCAAAUAGCUUGUACUCUUUUUGUUUAGCCCCUUGACUAGUUAUGAAAUCGACCAUUAUCUA
Rhododendron vialii is the source of this 2060-nucleotide messenger RNA. RefSeq lists its product as uncharacterized. The transcript is spliced from 5 exons. NCBI's taxonomy places the organism in Eukaryota, Viridiplantae, Streptophyta, Magnoliopsida, Ericales, Ericaceae. The record is from RefSeq and is a predicted model, not a curated record. The coding region runs from base 197 to 1732 and encodes 511 amino acids.